AUGUUGCGCCCGGGAUUUCUCGUUGUCCCGGUCCGACGCACUUUGGCGCAGCAGUUGCACAAAAGCUAUCGACUGCCGCUGCACCAUCGUAUCCAGCCUCAACUGGCGCAGCUGGGCCUGCCGACAAUCCGCAUCGUACACGCCAGGCCGUACUCUUCAUCGCCGUCUCCGAGCCCGAAUCCAAACGAGAACAAGAAGGAUGUGAAGCCGCAGCCGCUCGCCGAGGAUCCGAUCCCCGUGCCCAACACCAUCCCCCCGCUACCGAUAUGGCAACGCCUCGGUCCUCUGACCUCUCUUGCCUCCGCGUAUGGUCGUGCGCAGCGCCGUCGACCAUGGGUCACGCAGUUCUUCAGUGUCCUGGUCAUCUACUUCAUCUCCGAUAGAUGCGCCCAGUCCAUCGGCGGCGACGAGUACGACCCGAAGCGCACACUCCGAAGCCUCGUCAUUGGCGGAGGCAGCGCCAUUCCCAGCUACCUCUGGUUCGUGUGGCUCUCGCACAGCUUCAACUACUCGUCGCAUAUCCUCUCCAUCGCGACCAAGAUCGUCGUGAGCCAGCUCCUCUUCACACCGACCUUCAACACCUACUUCUUCGGAUCCCAGGCCCUCCUCUCAGGCUGCACGCCCUCCGAGGUCCUCGAGCGCGUCUACAACACCGUCCCGACGAGCAUGAUCAACUCGUGCAAGUUCUGGCCGUGGGUGACCGCCUUCACCUUCACCUUCAUCCCGAUCCAGUACCGCAGCCUGUUCUCGGGCGUCAUUGCCAUCGGCUGGCAGACGUACCUCGCUUGGCUCAACCGGAUGGCCGAGCUGAAGGAGAGGGCAGGGGCGGAUCACCUCAACGAGGCCGAGGCGAGUGUGGGUGUGGGUGUUGGGGAUGUCGAGUGA
Clonostachys solani is the source of this 885-nucleotide messenger RNA. The record is from the annotation of a GenBank genome assembly. Lineage: Eukaryota; Fungi; Ascomycota; Sordariomycetes; Hypocreales; Bionectriaceae.